AUGACGCGCCCUCAAAUCGUCAGAGCUGAUACGCUGGAUCUCCAGGAUAAGACGUCGCCGACCGCCCAGGACCACACCAAUCAACCCAGUCACCCAGCGCCGCUCGGAAUUGGCCCUGCUGCACCGCAUCAGGAGGCAUCGCUGCGUCGCGUCGAGGACGAGCGCUCCGACGAAGAGGCGCGCCUGCAAAAUGGUGCACACAACGACACGAACGGACUGCGUCAUGACCCCGCGUCCGACGACGAGAGCACCGUAGCGGUCAACGGCAAUACGGGCGACAACGCUGCCGUCAGGCUCAAUGGUGGUAUGAGUGGUGAGGGCGAUGACGCAGACAUGCAAGACGCCGAUGUCGAGGAGGACCUGGACGACAUGGACAGAAUAUCGAGCUCGCCCUCGAUCUCCGAUGCUCUUCGCCAGUCGCAUCGCCGCCGUCUUCGGCAGGUUGCGAUUCCUCCUCUCCGUUCACAGAAACCCCCAUCCAUUUUCCUUUACCGAUGGCUGCCGCUCGAAGACCGCUCCGAGUCCCAGCUGGCAGCGCAAGAUCAGUCACGCAUUCUUCUUAUCGACUAUUUCCUACUUCUCAGUCACUCCCCUCUCAAAAUAGCCAUACGGUACAGUCAGCGGAUCAUCAUCAUGAUAAGUCCAGACACGGUACACCUUACGCAAGUGGAGCAUCGAUUACAGCACAUGCGCCUGGAUUCUCUGGGUUCCCUAUUGUCUGAAUCGGACGACGAUACGUUGCAAUGUAUGCUGCAACCUGUGCCUAGCCCUUCAUUCAACGAAUCUGAAGACCCGUUCUACGAACCUAAGAGGAGCAGCUACGAGAUACCUAAGAGGACGAUCAGCUUAUCACGGACGUGGUUCGAGGAGGAAGCACACGGGAGCGGCCAAGACGGUAAUCCCCCACUAAUGUCUAGUGAAGAUGAGGAUAAUUCCUGGACAGAUGACAGCGAUGCCGACAGCUGGGACGCAAAUCUUCAUGAUGAUGAUGAUACCAAUGACGUUUCUUUUACCUUCUCUGAUGACCCUCGCUUUGUGGAUUCCGGAUGGGGUGGAGAGUGCUUACGUGAAGUAGAGGACAUCGAUUUCGAAUUCGUAUACUCGUUGCAUACAUUUGUCGCGACGGUUGAAGGGCAAGCAAAUGCUACCAAAGGUGACACUAUGGUACUGCUCGACGACAGCAACAGCUACUGGUGGCUUGUUCGCGUUGUAAAGGAUAACAGCAUCGGAUACCUACCGGCUGAGCAUAUCGAGACCCCAACCGAACGACUUGCUCGGUUGAACAAACACCGGAAUAUUGACCUUUCUGCGACUAUGCUUGGUGAUACAGCUGAGAAGACGAAGAAUCCAUUGAAAAAGGCUAUGCGAAGGCGCAAUGCUAAGACGGUGCAAUUUGCGCAGCCGCAGUAUUUCGAACCGUCGGACUAUGACUAUUCCUCCGAUGAAGACGACGGCGACGAUCUGUUUGGUGGCGCAGACCCAACCCAGGCAGACGCAGAACAGCAGCAGCAGCAAGAAACAGCUGAAAAGUCAGAGUCAGAGCAGGAUGAGAACCUUAAGGUUCAGCCCCUAAAGGUGAACGGCUCUAAGAAAGAUCCUCAGGCCAAGUUGGAGGCAGAGACGGGUGAUCCCGCAGAUGAAGCUGGGAAAGGUAGUGGCGAGAAGCAGAGAAGUAGCGACGAAAGCUUUGACAAACCUCUGGAUCCGAAAGUGUCUCGAAACGGGACAAUGAGGAACACAGACUCCUUCUUCAAGGACGAAAACACAGAAACGCGGAAGAUUACCCUUACACCAAAUUUGCUCCGGGAUGACUCAAGUACUUCUACCACUGGCUCCAGGGAGCGUGGUCCCAGUCUCGAGAGCCUAGAAAAGAACGGGUUCGCGGACAAAGUCAAGGAUGACAAGAAGAAAAAGGAGAAGAAACCUGGAAUGCUUAGUGGGCUUUUCAAGCGCAAAGACAAGAAGGGCAAGGGUGUCGGCAUGGAUUCCAAUGAUAGCGACGCAGAGCCAUCUUCGAAGCAGUCGGAGGAAUAUGGCCGCGAGUCACCACAAUCAAAGCCAUCGGACGACUUAUCUGCGGAACGUGCGUCCUCUGAACAGAGUGCUGCUCCAUCGAGGCAGUCGAGCAAGGGCAAGUUGCAGAAACCACAGCGCAAUAGGGAGGAGUCGCCUUCCAAGGUGAAGGGUAUACUUAAGAUGGAUACUCCUGAGCCUCUGGCAGUGCAAUCAGCGACCGCACAGGAAUCUGUUGUCGAUCAACCGGCGACGCAAAUGACUUCGACCAUGCGUUUAGUACCCUCAGAAGAACCCCCUGUCGAAGAGCGCGCACUUUCGCCUGAGAAACCGUCAUCGUUAAACACCGCAGCCUCGAAACUCAAUCCCCUCAAUAUCGUCAAAAGUUCACAAAAUGCAGAGCCGAAGCCUGAGAAGGUUAAGAAAGCUAAGCAGCGCGUGCAGCUGGACGACUUUGAUUCUGACGACGAGAAAGACCCGUUUGCAGACCCGGCAAUGCAACCGCAGUCGGCCCAACAUAGCGAGUCGGAGCCAACCGGAAGACUUUCCGAAUCUCCCGUGCAUGUGUCGGCAGCCGACGCUCAGCCGUCAGCGAAAGACAACACCCAAGAGAAAGAUCAGGAAUCCGACUCUCAGCACCCUCCAGGUCUCACAGGCGACACCUCAAGUCAAGACACGAGCUCACCCAUAUCGACACCUACUCCCGACGACAGUCCUUCUACAACGCAGCCAAGCAAACCGACCAUCUCCACUGCUCAAGCAGCAACGUCGCCAGAUCCCACCGAGCCCACGUCCGCUUCGUCGAUGCCACCGCCCUCGCGACCAGCGCCAGUCCCAGAAAAGGCAAUGGACGUCUCGCCACCAAACUCCUCCGAGAGCACAACGUUACCUGCAUGGUCAGACCAUUCGCUGCGUACAUACCUCGACGAUGGAAGCGAUAUCAGGGACAUGCUGCUGGUCAUCAAUGACACCACAGGCGUCGUCCCCGUCGGUCCUGAACACCCCAUCAUGUCGCAGCUAUUUGUCGAAGAGACAAAGACCGUGACUGGCUUGAGUAUCCAGCUUGACUCGCUGCUGAACGGACUGCUGGAAAAACGUUCGAAGAGAUCAGGAUCGAGUCCGGUUGCCGGACGAUAG
Molecule: messenger RNA, 3150 nt
Organism: Didymosphaeria variabile
Lineage: Eukaryota; Fungi; Ascomycota; Dothideomycetes; Pleosporales; Didymosphaeriaceae
Gene: BUD14
Product: protein phosphatase regulator
Exons: 5
Coding region: 1-3150 (1049 amino acids)
Biological process (GO): establishment or maintenance of actin cytoskeleton polarity
Cellular component (GO): cell tip; microtubule cytoskeleton
Molecular function (GO): protein binding
Source: RefSeq, a predicted model, not a curated record